AUGAACUGGUACGCAAAGACGAGGUUCUUCCACAUCAUCGAGCUCACGGCCUGGCAAAUCUUGCCCUGCUCCCUCACUUAUUCAAGAGUGCACGAACGAUAUCGACCGACAGAGCUUCAACUUGGCCUGCAAGGGCAGUAUCCUUGUGUUGUCGACUGGAUCCCCUUUGCGUCGAUACGAGAUCGAAUUAUACAACUCCAUGCCGCAAACCCCUGUGUCGACCAGAUAUUCUGCGAUACCGUCAGCGCAUACGUCGUCGAGUCUACCCUCUCCGAGCUGGUGGUGGGAGGCUCCUUGAUGAAGGUCUACAUCCGCGUGACAGACCUCAUCGCAAGCAUGGCUCUCCAACAAUCCGAAGGCGAAGGCAUAGACCACAUGGCAUCCCUCCCAGCACCCGACAUCAAGACUCUCUUCUCAUCCCCCGAGUACGCGUACCUCGCCUUCAAGCACCUCAAGAUGGACUGCGGAGCGUCGUACUACAAGAUCGACCCCGUCUUCUUCAGCAAGUACCCCGAGCUGUGCGAUCCGUCCGACGAUAUCGUAGCCUCGGGAGUGCCCCUCAAGCCGGGGACGCAGACGACGUUGACGAGCCCCAACUAUGUCGAUUCCAUAACAGCUGCGACUUAUUGUAGUUUUAUCAACUUUUCCUUUGAUGCGGCUACGGCACUGUCUCGGUUAGAGUAUGUUUAA
Fusarium vanettenii 77-13-4 is the source of this 690-nucleotide messenger RNA. RefSeq lists its product as uncharacterized. The record is from RefSeq and is a predicted model, not a curated record. The coding region runs from base 1 to 690 and encodes 229 amino acids. The transcript has a single exon. NCBI's taxonomy places the organism in Eukaryota, Fungi, Ascomycota, Sordariomycetes, Hypocreales, Nectriaceae.